This is a messenger RNA of Chrysochloris asiatica (Cape golden mole), 852 nucleotides long. It is a transcript of the gene YRDC, whose product is annotated as yrdC N(6)-threonylcarbamoyltransferase domain containing. Bases 10 to 852 code for a protein of 280 amino acids. The record is from RefSeq and is a predicted model, not a curated record. Gene Ontology annotation, molecular function: tRNA binding; double-stranded RNA binding; nucleotidyltransferase activity. The transcript is spliced from 5 exons. Gene Ontology annotation, biological process: regulation of translational fidelity. Gene Ontology annotation, cellular component: cytoplasm. Lineage: Eukaryota; Metazoa; Chordata; Mammalia; Afrosoricida; Chrysochloridae.
CCCCGGCGGAUGUCUCCGGCGCGUCCGUGCAGGGGGCUGAGGGCCGCCGUGGCUGCCAGCUUGGGGUUGAGUGAGGGGCCGGCGGGCUCCUCCCGGAGCGGCCGCCUCUUUCGCCCGCCGAGCACCUCUCCGGUUACGCCGGGGGCCCGGCUGCUGCGGCUCCCAGGGAGUGGGGCCGUGCGGUCUGAGAGCCCCGAGCGCGCCGGCUGGACGGAGGCGCUGCGGGCCGCCGUGGCCGAGCUACGCGCCGGCGCCGUGGUGGCCGUCCCCACCGACACGCUGUAUGGCCUGGCCUGCUCGGCGAGCUGUUCGGCGGCACUGGAAGAUGUGUACCGUCUCAAGGGCCGCAGCGAGACCAAGCCGCUGGCCGUAUGCCUGGGCCGCGUGGCCGACGUCUACAGGUUCUGCCAUGUGAGAGUCCCCGAGGGGCUCCUGCAAGAUCUUUUGCCUGGACCAGUGACCCUGGUGAUGGAGCGCUCGGAGGAACUCCACAAGGACCUGAACCCGUUCACGCCUCUUGUAGGCAUCCGGAUCCCCGACCAUGCCUUCAUGCAAGACUUGGCCCAGGUGUUUGGAGGACCUCUUGCACUCACCAGUGCCAACCUCAGCUCCCAGGCCAGUUCUCUGAAUGUCGAGGAAUUCCAAGACCUUUGGCCUCAUUUAUCCCUGGUCAUUGAUGGGGGGCCACUUGGAGAUGGCCAAAGCCCUGCGUAUCGCCUUGGUUCAACUGUAGUCGACUUGUCUGUACCUGGAAAGUUUGGCAUCAUUCGUCCAGGCUGUGCCCUGGACAAUACUGUGGACAUCCUUCAACAGAAAUACGGACUGCUUCCCUCAGAUGGACCCUGCUCCUGA